Messenger RNA from Pseudovirgaria hyperparasitica, 2852 nucleotides. Its product is annotated as phosphatase. Lineage: Eukaryota; Fungi; Ascomycota; Dothideomycetes; Acrospermales; Acrospermaceae. Gene Ontology annotation, molecular function: phosphatase activity. The transcript has 3 exons. Gene Ontology annotation, biological process: dephosphorylation. The record is from RefSeq and is a predicted model, not a curated record. The coding region runs from base 198 to 2489 and encodes 763 amino acids.
AUCCCUGCUUAUGUGCUUCCAGCUAUCACCGUGAUCUAGGUAAUUAACAACUUUGUUACUGAUGCACGAGACCAGCCCGGCUCCAUGUAACACACAGAAAGGAACAUACCACACCACGUCAUCGUCUCUGUGAGCUUUGGUCUUCCAUCACACGCUGCUCUCGCAACACAGAACCGCGUUGACUGACGUAGCAGUCCAUGGACAAGAUUCGUGUCUCGAAGGUGGAAGAUGUCACACUAUGGAGACAGGGUAUUCGCGUCGAAGGGACACUACACUUGACAGCCCAUCAUCUCAUAUUCAGCUAUCACUUACCAAUAUCGCCCGACCAACCCAACGCCCCUCCCAAAAAGCUUGAGAGAGAGUUAUGGGUUACUUUCCCCAUGAUAAAUGGCUGCACGUACAGACCUGCACCGCUAGCUUCACACCAGUCACCAGCAAUACGAAUACGCUGUCGAGACUUUACCUUUCUUGCGUUCCAUUUUGUUGUAGAAAGUAAAGCACGAGAUGUGUACGACAGUAUUCGAUCUUUAUCAUGCAAAGUCGGACGGAUAGAAAAGCUUUAUGCCUUCAGCUACAAACCGCAAGCUCCGGAGAACAAAGUCAAUGGGUGGGAGUUGUACGAUGCAGAGAAAGAGUACCGUCGCCUGGGCAUUGGGGGAAAGAAUCCAGAGUACGGAUGGAGAGUAUCAUAUAUCAACUCCAACUACAAGUACUCUCCUACCUACCCGGCCGUUCUUGUAGUGCCCUCCAUAAUCUCAGAUAACACUCUUACAUACGCGGGAAAGUAUCGCUCGCGUGCACGGAUUCCAGCAUUAGUAUACAGACACCCUGUGAACAACUGCUCCAUUACCCGAAGUUCUCAACCCCUAGGUGGGUUUGCACGAAACAGGAGUGUGCAAGAUGAGAAGCUAGUAGCCGCGAUAUUUGCAACAACUGCAGACAGCGAGAACAACAGCUCGCAAGAUACCACGAGUAGUGGUCCAAGAUCAACAGGAACCAGCCCAGAUGCCAGUAUUCAAAGUCUGGACACUGGAGAGGGGUCCAAUAGCAGCAUUAACGCUGAGAAAUUCGAGGACCAAGUUCUUCAACAAAUCGAUGCACCUGAGAAGAGGCCGAAAGUAUAUGGCGCGCAACAGCGAAAUCUCAUAGUCGACGCACGUCCCACAGUCAAUGCAAUAGCCAUGCAAGCCGUAGGAAAGGGUUCAGAAAACAUGGAUUUUUACAAAGAUGCAACAAAGGCUUACCUAGGAAUUGACAAUAUUCAUGUCAUGCGCAGAUCUCUGAACAAGGUCAUUUCUGCGCUCAAGGACACUGACAUGACACCAUUAGGUCCAAACCGAGAAACACUAGCGAAGAGUGGCUGGCUAGAUCAUAUCAGUAAUCUACUGGAUGGAGUCUCUUUGAUCGCACGCCAGAUUGCAAUUCAGCAUUCUCAUGUUUUGAUACAUUGUUCCGACGGAUGGGAUCGCACGAGUCAACUGAGCGCUCUGAGCCAACUUUGCCUGGACCCAUACUAUAGAACCCUAGAGGGCUUCAUUGUACUGAUAGAGAAAGACUGGCUCUCCUUCGGUCACAUGUUCCGCUACCGCGCUGGUCUUCUGGGAAGUGAUAAAUGGUUCGAGGUUGAGAAUGAGCGGUUAGUGGGGAACAGGAAUGGAGUCGGCAAUGCUGGGGGCCCUGCGAACGCGAUAGAGAACGCAUUAGCAAAAGCCCAAGGGUUUUUCAAUAAAAAGAACGACUCCAGGGAACUUCUGUUUGCAGACUCAGACGGCGAAAUGCAGGCAUAUGAUUCCCCUGAGGGUCCACUAAAAUCGAGAGCAGCCGCUACAAGUAGCACUUCUGCCGAGCAAGAGACAGCCACAAAGGUCGAUGAAAUAAGCCCAAUAUUUCAUCAAUUCCUGGAUGCGACUUAUCAAUUGAUACGCCAGCACCCUACCCGAUUUGAGUUCAACGAACGUUUCCUUAGGCGACUACUUUACCAUCUAUACUCAUGUCAGUACGGUUCAUUUCUGUAUGACAACGAAAGGGAGCGGGUUGAAUCACGUGCAAAGGAGCGGACUAGAAGCGUAUGGGAUUAUUUCCUAUCGCGGAAGGAACAGUUUACCAACGCAAAUUAUGCAUCAGCUGUGGACGAUAAUCAAAGGGGCCAAGAACGUGUUCUCUUUCCUAUCCCGAAAGAUGUAAGAUGGUGGGCCGAAGUCUUCGGGCGCAAGGAUGAGGAAAUGAAUGGCUCUUUGUCAACGACAUAUUCACCAAAGUCUACCAGUGGUAUAACUACGGGAACUGUUCUCUCAGCAGUCGAAAACUCAUCUGGGUCCGCAGAAGUUACUCCGCAACGCAGACAGGUCCAAGGUCACGACACAGCGAUCAGUCCCGCGUGUCUCGCUACUGGGCUUUCGACUCUAAGUGUCGAACAGAGAGAUAUAUCUCCUGGUCGAUCGAGAAGUCCUCGACUAUCAAAUGGAGGCUUUGAGGUUGAAAUGCAGUAAUACGAUUGUAUGAUGCCGCAGAGUGUAGGUUAAUCCAGGGCUUGUACGUGUACAUGGUGUUGGAAAUUGGUCAUACAAUGCUAGGUCGACAUCGCUCCAUCUGCUGAUUUGGGAAGGCGUUGCUUGACGAGAUUCUGAACUUUAUCAUCCAUAAAUUGUUUCACGACACAUGUCGUUUGAGGCAUGCAAUUUUGGGACUUCUGGAUGGUCGUAAUCAAGUGCAGUCUUUCAUAUACACGGACCUGAAAUUAUAAUAAGCGGAAUUCUCAAUCGCCAUUACCGGACCAAUGAUGUCGACCGAAUCUAGUCAUAUCUGCAGAUUGUUUAUGCGCAGAAAAUAGCUUAUCGUUCAUCGCUGCCUGG